CCAUGGCCCAACAGCAGAUGAGCAGCUCGCAGAAGGCGCUGAUGCUGGAGCUGAAGUCGUUGCAGGAGGAGCCGGUGGAGGGCUUCCGCAUCACCCUCGUCGACGAGUCCGACCUCUACAACUGGGAAGUGGCGAUUUUCGGUCCCCCCAAUACUCUCUACGAGGGCGGGUACUUCAAGGCUCACAUUAAAUUUCCUAUUGACUAUCCAUAUUCACCACCUACCUUCAGAUUCCUGACCAAAAUGUGGCACCCCAACAUUUACGAGAAUGGAGAUGUAUGUAUUUCAAUUCUUCAUCCACCUGUAGAUGACCCACAAAGUGGAGAGCUACCAUCUGAGAGGUGGAACCCUACCCAAAAUGUCAGGACUAUUUUACUGAGUGUAAUCUCUUUGCUUAAUGAGCCCAACACAUUCUCUCCUGCCAAUGUGGAUGCAUCUGUCAUGUUCAGAAAAUGGAGGGACAGUAAAGGAAAAGACAAGGAGUAUGCUGAAAUCAUAAGGAAGCAGGUUUUGGCCACCAACGCUGAGGCAGAGAAGGAUGGUGUGAAGGUCCCCACUACGCUGGCAGAGUACUGCAUCAAAACUAAAGUGCCUUCCAAUGACAACAGUUCAGAUUUGCUUUACGACGACUUGUACGAUGACGACAUUGAUGAUGAAGAUGGGGAGGAGGAGGAUGCCGACUGUUCAUAUGAUGAUGAUUCUGGCAACGAGGAGUCGUGACCUGCUCCCUCAGUGCCCCUGUACUGCCCUGCCAUCUCAGGCCAGAAGGGAGCAGUGCUAACCUAGCAGCAGUCCAGCAAAAAAGUGUGUGGGGGGGAUUAAAAAAAACUUUUGUCUCCUGCUGUCUCCUGUUGUAUGGAUCUGUUUGCUCCUUUUUUAUGGACCUCCUAGAGACCCUCCACAGAAUGUCUGAAUUCUUGCAUUCUUAACCCUUUCAUCACUGUAUUAUGAUUUCUUUUUAAAAAAGAAACUUCCCUUUUCACUUCUCUACAAAACGCUCACAGCAAAGCCAGGUUUGCUCGCGUUUAGAUUCUUGAAUUAAAUACAGUCUUGCAUUGAGUUGUUUUAAUGUAUUUAAAGCUGGAACGAACCCCUUGAAAGCUGGAUUUUUUUCAGGAGCUCAAGUGCUGCAUUUACUGGGAAGGAAAAAAAAUCCACACAAAGCAAAUUGGCAAGGUUUAGCUGCUCCAUUUACAAUAAUAGCGUGUGUACCUUCGUUUAGCCUUGUGGUGGUGGCUUUUCCUUUAUAAGGUGUGGGGCGGAGAGUGUAAAGCUACUGUGUGUUGAGCUUGAUGGGAUGUCACUGAAAGGUACAGUAUUCCUUUUCAGCCUGCUCAAGUUAAGAAAUAGCUGGCCCCUGGAGCUCCAGAGGGCACAGUCAGCUUUGUCUCUGAAAAAGGCUUGUGAUAUGAACCCUAAAAUAAACACUUAACACUUCAUGUCUAUACAACUGAGCCCUGGGUUGCCUUUUUUUUUUUUUCCCUGCCUUUUUUUUUUAUUUCCUGGACUAUAUUGGGGAUGAAAAAGUUCAGUUUAGCUGUGCUGCUGCACUCUUGCAAUCUGCUGCUAGCUCCCCCUCUCCUGGGGGAGAAGAGGUGCAUAUCCUGCUGCCCAAUGGACCAGUAUUCAUUUCAGCAAUGGGACAGAGUGAUAGCCUCUUCCUGACCCAGUACUUGCUAGCAGCCUUUGCUUCCUGAGCCUUCUGUCUAUUGCUUAUGUAGGUCACGUCUUGGUAAAUGCAGCUCUCUGUGGUCAGCAGAAGUCAGAGCUCCCUUUGCUGUCUGCCUGCGGCUUCCAGUGGCUUGCUGGGGCAUGGGGCAAAGGGGAAGGACUCUGGGCACUCCCCUGCCUGCUGGGCUGGGACAGAGGUGAGCAUGUAGAGUGCCCUGGAGAUGAGUACACAGUGCUUUCAGGCUAGAGAAGGCCAGUACAAGGGUUUGAUAAGCUCCUUCACACCAUGCUGCAGCUGCUGCACUGAGCUCACCUUCCUGCAUGUUUUUGGGAGCUCUUGCCAGAGCUUGGGGCACUCCCUGAUGGGUAGGGGGGCAAUCCUGCAUGCUUGUAUCUGCAGAACACUCUUCCUCAGUACCAUUGCCUUGUUGCAGUGUGCUGCUGUUGUUUGGCUGUGGUGCAGUGGCCUGAAAUCGCCUUUCACAUAGUCCUUUUUUCAGCAACCAGCCCUGCCCUCCAGCACUCAGCCCUGGCACCUCCAGGAGCAGAUCUUAGAUGCUGGCCCUGCUUGGGUGAGACCCUCUAACCCCACAAGUGCUGAAG
This is a messenger RNA of Indicator indicator, 2273 nucleotides long. It is a transcript of the gene UBE2R2, whose product is annotated as ubiquitin conjugating enzyme E2 R2. Lineage: Eukaryota; Metazoa; Chordata; Aves; Piciformes; Indicatoridae. Bases 3 to 719 code for a protein of 238 amino acids. The transcript has 5 exons. Gene Ontology annotation, molecular function: ubiquitin conjugating enzyme activity. Gene Ontology annotation, biological process: ubiquitin-dependent protein catabolic process; protein polyubiquitination. The record is from RefSeq and is a predicted model, not a curated record.